GUUUCCCCAGUUCACCCUAAAUCCCUCGAACGGAUGAAUUUGCUCUGAAGAUUGGGAAAUCUCGAUUUCUGCAGGUUUAGCAGUUUCUAUUUCGCCGGAGAAAUGGCCGUGGAGAUGCUCGGCUACGGGAAUAUGAACGAGCAAUUGGCGAUUCAUGAAGAGGCUUCCGCAGGAUUGAAAUCCAUGGAGCAUUUGAUCCGAGCGGUUUCUCACCACCAACAACAGCCGCAGCAGCAGAUUGAUUGCAGAGAAAUCACAGAUUUCACGGUUUCGAAGUUUAGGAAGGUGAUUUCUAUUCUGAAUCGGACUGGACACGCUCGGUUCAGGCGCGCUCCGAUUCAGCCUUCGCCGGAGUCGUCGGCUUUGGUUCGGAUUCCUCCGCCGCAGAGUUUUGCUUCUGAAGAGUAUCACCGUGAGCCUCUUCCUCUGUUCUCUGUUUCUCCGGCUGCGCCUCAGCAGUUGACGCUCGAUUUCUCGAAGCCUGGAGCGUCUCUAGGAAAGGAUGGGGGCGGAACGAUGGGGAAGGAGGGGAUUAGUUUGUCGGCGACGCUGUCGUCGUCUGGAAACUCCUCGUCGACGUUUCUGUCGUCGAUUACCGGCGAAGGAAGCGUCUCGAACGGAAAAGGCGGUUCGAUGUCUAUGUUCUUAACGCCGCCUGCUCCUGCUGUGUCCGCCGGUAAACCUCCGCUCUCCGGGAAGAGGUGUCGCGAGCACGACCACUCUGACAACAUCUCCGGCAAAACAUCGAGCUCUAGCCGCUGCCACUGCAAAAAGCGGAAAUCUAAGGUGCGAACAACCGUCAGAGUACCGGCGAUUAGCUCGCGGAUCGCCGAUAUCCCGCCGGACGAGUAUUCAUGGAGGAAGUACGGCCAGAAGCCAAUCAAAGGUUCCCCAUACCCACGGGGCUACUACAAAUGCAGCACCGUAAGGGGUUGUCCGGCGAGGAAGCACGUGGAGAGGGCCAACGACGAACCGUCGAUGCUUAUCGUAACCUACGAGGGCGAGCACCGCCACUCUCCGGCGUCUUCUACGGCUGCCGGAGCUCCGUCGCGGUUGGUGGUGUUCGAAUCGUCGUGAUAGGUUUGCGAAAACGAAGGCCGUGUUUUGUAAUUUCUGAAAGUUAGAGGGGCCGGUUCGGAAGAGUUUAGGAAAUAGAAUUUGGGGUGUUUGUGUAAAUUUGGUAGGAAAGAAGGGACAGGUGAGCAAAAACAUUGGGAACAAUAUUUGUUAGUUUUUUUUUUAAUCAAUGGAGCGAUGACUUUGAGUUUUUUCUUUUUUUAUUAAAUUAUAAUUUCGUGCUUUGGAUUCCUUCAUUA
This is a messenger RNA of Andrographis paniculata, 1316 nucleotides long. Its product is annotated as WRKY transcription factor WRKY51-like. Gene Ontology annotation, molecular function: sequence-specific DNA binding; DNA-binding transcription factor activity. The coding region runs from base 103 to 1077 and encodes 324 amino acids. Gene Ontology annotation, biological process: regulation of DNA-templated transcription. The record is from RefSeq and is a predicted model, not a curated record. Lineage: Eukaryota; Viridiplantae; Streptophyta; Magnoliopsida; Lamiales; Acanthaceae. The transcript has 3 exons.